GUAACGCUACCCUCCUCAAUGGGGAAAUUGCCCCCAGAAGAAAGCCGACAAAAGGGCUUGCUGAGGAGCUACUGAGCCGACUCGCUGGAUGCAAUAGUUCCUGCUUGUCCGAGGUAGAUCAUAUAACUACUACUAUGUAAGUCCUUAGCAGCCCGGCCUAGACACCACCCGUCGGAGCGGGGAUGUGCGACGAUCGCUGAAGCUGCCAAGCUGAUAGAUGCUCUUUGGAUCGGUGGAAAAAGGGCACAAUGCAGCUACGCCCCAAAGUACGGACACCGAGCUGGUGUGCUCGGAUGAUUCUUGCCAGCUCCUGGAUGAAGAUCCCCGUCGCCUAUUGCCGGAGAUGCGGUGGGGAGGGUCUGGGUUCGGUUCGUUUACUGACGGCUGAUGAUAUCAGGGCUGGAGGGCCAAUGCUGUUAGGUAACCUUGACGAGACGUCGUCGUCCCGCGCUGGGAUUCAGACGCUGGCCAGAAUUAGCCCGAGCACCCGAGGUAGCAAGAGAACGCGAUGCCUGAACCACCCGACACGCAUUCGGUUAUCCAUGAAGGAGCAAUAGACGAUGAGGAUGGGAUAGGUGUAAGAGAGUCAUCGUGUG
This is a messenger RNA of Aspergillus ibericus CBS 121593, 596 nucleotides long. RefSeq lists its product as uncharacterized. The transcript has a single exon. Bases 249 to 557 code for a protein of 102 amino acids. The record is from RefSeq and is a predicted model, not a curated record. NCBI's taxonomy places the organism in Eukaryota, Fungi, Ascomycota, Eurotiomycetes, Eurotiales, Aspergillaceae.